GAGAUGGUCGCGCUGGGCAAGAUAGUCAAGCCCCAGGCGGCCGCCGCUGCGGAAUGCAACUGGAGCAACGAACAUCUCCGCCUUCCUCCGCUGCCUCCGUCAUCCCUGCCUGGCUGCAACAUCAUCGACAUCGUUUAUCAUCUAUUGUUUUCCGUGAGUUUCAAAGGAGCAACUUCAGACCUGGAGCUGAAAUUACCCAUAGUGGUCGGCACCAUACCCACAGCGGUCAGUGGGUCAUUGCCCACUGAACCAGCGGAUGCCUCCGGACUGUCCGCAGCCCCGCCUCCCCUUCCUGGGGGAUGUGAGGGAAGUGAAGCCUCACAGGGGCUCCCCCUGGGACUGCCCCUGCCCAUGGCUCCACCGACCUACCAGCAAGCCACCGCAGCCUGGGUCUCUGAUGCGAUGGAAGACGUCGGUGGCGUCCCAGCGUCUUCUGAAGGUGGUGCUGCAGAAGACACGCAGGCUUCCGCCCCUCCCGCUACCUUCUUGCCCUUCUACGUCACCUACGACUUCCAGGACCCCUCUUCCCCAGCUGUUCCCCAGCAGAGCCUCCUCAAACCUCCCGUGUCGUGAGCCGCUGCAUAGUGAUGGAUCAACAGGCGCGAAUGUGAUUUAUUUGUUCCACCGUGUAAGAGAUCUGAUAAAAGAUACUGAUUAUCAAUUAUUCGAGGAAAAUUUUACCGCAAAUAAUUUAUGCUUUAGCGUACGCAAUUAUUUACAUUGUAGUAGGAAUUUCACCUUCCAUUGAAAUAAUGGCGUUUUAGUGUCAUCAUCAAUUACGAAAAUGAUGUCUUCAAAGGUCAAUUCUUGUUAUGUUCUGCAAAUAUGCUGCUUUUCCGACUACCUGCUUUUCAACACAAACUUGUGACUCAGAAUUUUGAAGUGUGAAUUUUGUAAAUACCAUUCGAUACAAUCAAUUUGGUCAAAAUGAACUUCUAUUGCUGAUUCUUCAAAAGAUUUUGUAAUUCUAUCUCAACACCAUUUAACCGAUUUUACUAACAUACUGAGAACGACUUUCAAUGGCGGGAGAAUUUGGUGGCAAUUACUUCAUACAGUCGUUUCUUUUCUCAGAUUUUUUCCAAUUUUAUGAGGCCUAUAGCCCUCUACGACAUUAAACGCCUUAAGACUUAGUGGGACAAAUUUGUCAACAAGUUAGUAUAAGUAGAGAAAUUAGGUGUGUGGAGCCUAGUUAGCGAGUGUGCAUGAUUCCUGCGUCACUACGCACGCAAUCAAUUAGACGCGAUCCAACACCAAUUAAGAUAGUAAGGGUUCAUCAAACACCAAGAUAGUUCAAGGCUCAAUUGCAUAGUUUAGCUCUUAGAAAUUGUGUAUAAUAAUUUUAACAUGCUUAAUGUCAUUGUUGACUUACAGUUAAAAAUAAUGUCCAUCCAUCGUACCGUUCCCUUGUUUCUAAAAUGUUCCAACAAAAAAAAAUACAUUUUCAGCUAAUUAAACAUUUUAAGAUCCUAGAUGCUCUAAGAUAUAAGAUGCAGGUUAGCUAUUAUAUCAUCUAUCUAACCUUUAUCAAUAUAUAUCAAUAAAAUAAGAAUAUAUACUAGCCAUUAUUAUUAGGACUAAUAGAUCAGAGAGCUACAGUUGUGAUAUGAAAAUAAACCCUACAAACCAA
This is a messenger RNA of Hyalella azteca, 1627 nucleotides long. RefSeq names its product arrestin domain-containing protein 1-like. The record is from RefSeq and is a predicted model, not a curated record. Bases 4 to 573 code for a protein of 189 amino acids. NCBI's taxonomy places the organism in Eukaryota, Metazoa, Arthropoda, Malacostraca, Amphipoda, Hyalellidae. Gene Ontology annotation, biological process: protein transport. The transcript has 3 exons. Gene Ontology annotation, cellular component: cytoplasm.